Molecule: messenger RNA, 5065 nt
Organism: Porites evermanni
Lineage: Eukaryota; Metazoa; Cnidaria; Anthozoa; Scleractinia; Poritidae
Source: the annotation of a GenBank genome assembly
UUGCAGCUAACAGAUAAGCUUACCAAAGCAGAAGCAGAAAUUCAAGCAUCUAAGAUGAGUCGAGAUGACUUGUUAGCUCAAACAGAGUCUCAAAUAGCUGCUCGAGGAGCAGGUAGAAAUUGAUUUUAAUUCUUGUCAAAUCAGUAGAGUUCAGCUCAUAUGUAAUCUAAUUUUUGUAUAUAUUAUUAAUGGUUAGAACUCUUGCACCACUUUGGCACCAUGUCAGGUAAGCUACAUACACAUGUAGUGAUAUCCUUCAGGCAGGCUAGAGUUUUUUUUUCAGUUUUCAUGAAUAACGUGUCAUGGCUAGUACAGUUUGAAAGGAAUCAUGUUCAAGGACAUGUUAAGUGGUCUUGCCAAAGCAACUACAGACUCCUGUUGCUUCAAAACUUCAAGGGAAAUAGAAAAAAGUUCAAGUCAUCGGGAGUUUGAGUUAUCGAGAGUAAAAUUAUAUAGAAAAUUAUCUCACGGGAAAUGAAAAUUGCUUCAAGUUAGCGGGAGUUCGAGUUACAGAGGGUUAGAGUUACUGGGAAUCGACUGUAUAGCGUUAAAUGGAUGCUAUCUGGUACCUCGCACCAGUUAUCAAAAAGUUGGCUCAAGUAAAAUAGUAUUGCUAACAGCCUCUGACAAAACUACUGUGAUAAUCUAAGUAAAUCGCUUUUAAUUUACACUGAUGGAACACUGAUGUUUAUGUUUUGAUCAAUUUUUUCAGCUCUUGUUGAAAAAAUCUACCAGGCUCAAAAAGAACGUGAUGCAGCAAUGAAUGCAAGACUGAAGAUGGCUUACAGUGAGCGUGAGGAAUUAUUGGAUAAACUAAGAAGAACUGAAAGAGAACAUACAGGGUAUGAAAAUAUGCUUUCAUUUUUCCUUCUUGUUUUGCCAUGUAGGAGGCCCUUGCAAUACUUCUAGGUACCCCAUGCUGAACUUGGAUAAGCUCCUGCCAGCUGUAUUGGCCCUAUAGAGUACCGAAGUGUGACGUCAUAGAAAAUGAAAUUUGUGAAAUUAUGGGAUUUGUUAAGAUAUUCUGAAAGAACAACGUCCAAGACGCCUACUCGCCAAAAAUUAGCAAUUUGGGGCAGAUUGUCUCUGAGAUAUUAGCCCAGUUAUGCUCCGAUGACUCCAUUCAAAUCCUUCUAAAUCUUACCUGGUUCCUAAUCUUAUGAACCGAGCCAAAUUUAGAAGGAUUUGUAUGGAAUCAUUAGACAGCAUCACUGGGCUAAUAUCUCAGAGACAAUUUGCCCCCGAAUUGCUAAUUUUUAGCGAGAAGGCGUCUUGGACGUUGGUCUUUCAGAAUAUUUUAACAAAUCCCAUAAUUUCACAAAUUUCAUUUUUAUGACGUCAUCACUUCGGUACUCUAUUCAACACCGUUACUAAGGGUGUUUUCCUAAAGUCAGAACUGACCAGCUGGAGGGGUCAUAUUUGAAAAUGAAAUGUUAACUUUUUCUUAAAAUCUUCACUUAAACCUACCGCAGCCAACCAUUGAACUGGCUGGAUAGUUGUGAUUAAAAGUGGAAUUCUCUUUCAACUGAACUGGUCUGGUUGGCCAGUUCUACCUAGUGGAGAGAGCCUGAGCCCUAAGAUUUCAGGAGUAAGGUAUAUGCAAUUAGUAGGUGGGGGAUUGAACUGCUAGAAAGUUCUUUUGGUCAUAUUGUCAUGUUCGAUUUUGAUGAGAGUUGCAGAGGGUCACACUUGUAGUAGCCAGGGAAAAUACCCAGCCCACAGGCCUAAGUCAGAGCCCUGCUCAUUGAUCCAAAUCACACCAUUACCUUUUUUUCUAUGCUAACUAGUAUUUUUAAGUUAUUAAGAAGGUCAGCCUAUGCCUCACAUUCACUCAAAAAUUAGUACUAAGUCCACUUUUGUAAAAUGGUCUAUUCGAUCUACAGCAAUGGCUAUUACAAUACUGACACCUAGAUCUGUGGCUUUGUUAAUAUUGUUUUGUUUCAUUCUUGUUAUACAGUUUUGAUUCUGGUGUUGAUAGUGUCUAUGAUGAAGAAGAAUCCGAACCAGUAAGUGUUCUUAACCAUUUAAGCCCUAAGAGUGAUCAACGUCAAAUUUCUCCUUGUAAUAUCAAUGCUUUGUAAAACAGAUUGGUCAUGAGAAUAAAGGACAUGAUCACAUAAUACGAAUUUGCUUGAUAUUUUAUCAACUUCUCCCCACUACCUCUGUAGGAAAUGAAUAGGGGCAACAAAUGAGAAUUCAAAUUUUGAUGUUAGGGUUUAAAGGGUUAAUCUUCCCUUACUUUGUACUAACAAAGAAAGUUUCAAGCUAUAGUUGUACAUGAUUCUGAAUAUUAAAACAUUAAAAUAAAAUUGUAUUUAUUUUUUCAACAGACCAUGAGAUCUUUACUUGGUAGAAUAGCCUCCUCUGAAACUCCUGAAUCAAUUGACAAACAUGGUAAUUUAAUGGCUUACAAGAUAAGGACAGUACAGAAAAACAGAAAGAAAAUGGUGACGGAAGAACUUAAAGCUGUUAUCGCUGAAAGAGAUGCGGCUGUGGAAAAGGUCAAUUCUCAGAUUGCUUGAUUUUAACCCUUUAAGUGCCAAUAGUGACCAACAACAAGUUUCUCCUAACAAUGUCCAUACACUGUCAAGAGAUAAAGUUAUGAGAAUUAAUAAAAUGAUCAUAAUAGAGAAAAUUCCAUGACCUUUUAUCAAAUUCUCCUAACUAAUUCUUAAAGGAGAUGUAUGGAGAUCAGUUUGGAGAAUUUGUACGAGGAUAUCGGGGCUUAAAGGGUUAACAGUCUGUUGAAGGUUCUAAUUAAUAGAGCCAAAGUAUGAGUUUGUUGUACUUCACAAGAAGUUCUAGUUCUUUUGCUUAACUCUCAUUGUGUUGCUGUGAGAUUUAACUGCGCUGAGUUCUGCUUGGGCGGGCUAAACAAAUACUUUGUAUGCUUACACUGUAAGAUCAUGUUCACUGAAGUAAUUCCGUAUCUUUUUUCAUUUUGCAGUCAAAGGCACUGGAAGCAGAGGUCAUCAAUCUCCGGAAAGAAAUUGAAAUAAUGAAAAACCAGCACAAGUUAAUUGAUAGACAAAGGCUUAAGGCCAUUCAGGUAAAGUAUACACUGCCAGACCACAUCGUAUCUUCAGGAAUAUCAAUUUUCGGGAAAAAACAUUCUGUGCAGGCUCACGAAGGGAGCUUUUGGGUUUGACAAGCAUGGAUGUAAAAGAAUUUAAAUUAACAGACUACCGUUGAUGAUUGAGGUAUACACACUUAAUGGAUAAGAGUUGAGAUUCUUUAUCUGAAACGUUUUGUUUAUUGGUGAAAAUAAAGUGGAGGGCUUUGUCACGUGUUCCUUCCCCAUGUUGGGGAGGAUUGCAUGACAAGCCAAAAGGAUAUUUGAGUGAGAGGCUAUAAAAAAGUUGGCAUAAUUCAGCAUUUCCAGGUAGACCAUAAUGCACCAUUUAUCCCCCAAAAUUUUACAUAAUCAUAAUUGUCUUCAAUUUCUCUUACAACAACUAUAACACCCAGGAGAAUCUGGAAAUAUUGGUUAUGAAAAAUUUAGGGGGUCAAACAAGGUGCAUUGUGGUCUAUGUGAAAAUGUGAAUUGGAAGUAUGACGUAGCAAGCGACGUAAGGUUUUGCAGUUCAAUGCCUGCUGGUGGUAUAGAACUGGGUUGCAGUGACGUUACAGGCAGUAUUUGUCACUUUCAGACUUCAGUCAGUUUGCAGGGUGUUUCACAGGACUUAAGAUUUGUAAAUUCAUUUUUUACUCUUUGUGACAGAAUCAGUCGGCCCAGGCAAUCCAAGAGAGAGAUUUAGCCUUGAAGAAGAGCAAAAGACUUGAGGAAGAAAUUGAAACUAUCAGAGUUUAUUACAGGUUAGGAACUCCUCAAAAAUUUGUUGUGACUUGUAAAACCUUUUGUCAGUGCUGACUUUAAUUAAGAACGUUAAAGGCGAACGGCUGCUUGCAAGUUACCUCACUGUUUUAUAUCUUCAAAAACUCUGCCUAAAUUUUUCAAGUGAAACGAGAACGAUAAGGUCUCUUGGAUGACUAAAAUUUAUUUUUUACUUUACUUUUUACUACUUUAGUUUCUUUUUUUUUAAUAAUCGUGAAUUAUUUCACAGUUUACACGGAUCCCUAACGCAAGAACAAUCUCUUCGCGACCAAUUCAACCAAACCAUGGAUAACUUUGAAAGUCGAUUAAGAGCCCGUGAUGCAGACAUCCAGCAAGCACAGCGGAGUUAUGAUGAAGUGGUUGCGAAACUCAAGUCAGUGUCACAGGAAAGAAACACGCUCGCUAAACAACUGGAGGAGUCUUCUAAAAACAGACAACGGGAGAAAGACAGAGCUGACAAGUAAGUUCAAGACAACUUAGUAACACGGCAAUGAAGUUGAGCAACAAUCUUAAACAAGACCGAUGGAACAUUUCGAACCCUCCCCCUCCCCUCCCCCCUCCCCUCCAGGUCAAGGAUAAGAACAUUGGGCGUUUUGGCCUUUGAGCGGUUUUAUCCUUGAUUUAGCGGAGAUGGGGAGUGUGCUGUAGUAUUUUUGCUGCCCAAAAUUGUAGUGCGCAGUCGUUCUUUAUGUCGUCACGCAACGCAAGGAGCAUCGUUUAUUAAUGAAAAAAGUUUUGGCUCCGUAUGAGACUACCGCUAAGUUUACGAUCUGAUCGCCCUCAUUCUCUCCUACUCGCCCUUUUUCUUCCUCUCAAAUAUUAAGAACGGCGCAAGAAAGAGAACCCGUAAGUUAAAAUGGCGAGAAAACUGUCCCGUCUUCUUUCCUUUUUUUCAACCCCCUCUUUUUCCGUUGCUCCUGAGCACUCGGUAAUUUUGCGCACAAAUUGCUUGUACUUCCUAAUUUACAGACUGAAAUAUUGUUUACGAGGUUAGUCAGUCAUUGGAACCUACCAUACACAUUUUUUAAUUUUCAUCUAUCCUCCAACGUUAUGGGGGCCCAUUUUGUCCAACCUCGGUUAUAUUUCUUCCCAAUGAAAACUAAAUUUACUCGCGCGUUGCUAUAUUUGCUUUCCUUUUUGCUUUAUUUUUGUAGGUUAGAAAGAUUGGUCGGAGUUCUGCGCAAACGCAUUUCAGACUCGGGAGGAACAAGCGUAGCAACUAUCAACUAG